Molecule: messenger RNA, 597 nt
Organism: Radiomyces spectabilis
Lineage: Eukaryota; Fungi; Mucoromycota; Mucoromycetes; Mucorales; Radiomycetaceae
Product: CDP-alcohol phosphatidyltransferase-domain-containing protein
Exons: 7
Coding region: 1-597 (198 amino acids)
Biological process (GO): phosphatidylinositol biosynthetic process
Cellular component (GO): membrane; Golgi apparatus
Molecular function (GO): CDP-diacylglycerol-inositol 3-phosphatidyltransferase activity
Source: RefSeq, a predicted model, not a curated record
AUGAGUAACAAAAAGUCGGUCGAGGCAAAGAAGCGAUCCUUGCAAGAUACAAAGAAUGUGUUUCUUUUUGUCCCUAAUUUAAUUGGUUAUACGCGGAUUAUUCUCGCUUCUUUAUCACUAUAUUAUAUGCCAUGGCAUCCGAAAGUCUGCGUCACACUUUACGGUAUCUCUUGUCUUCUCGAUGCUGUCGACGGCAAUGCAGCACGGUAUUUUGACCAGUGUAGUAAAUUUGGUGCAGUACUCGAUAUGGUGACCGAUAGUUCGCAUUAUAUGCACAUGUACAGUUCCAUGACGGCGGGUUCAUCGAGCCAUAAGAAAAUCUCGGAAUCGGAAAGCUGGUACUUGCGACUUUAUUACAACAACAAUGUGGUGCUGUUUAUCAUGUGUGCCGGUAAUGAGCUUUUCUUUGUGACGCUGUAUGUGCUGAAAUUCUUUGGUCCCAUCAACGCAACGUGGUGCCUUGUUUUGGCGGUUUCUGGUAUCAUUUGUUUCCUCAAGCAAUUUAUCAAUGUCGUGCAAAUCGUGAAUGCCAGCCGAAUGCUUGCCAGCAUCGAUAGGGAAGAGCGAACCAAGGCGUUGAUCGCCAAAAAAUCCUGA